Molecule: messenger RNA, 1232 nt
Organism: Oryza sativa Japonica Group (Japanese rice)
Lineage: Eukaryota; Viridiplantae; Streptophyta; Magnoliopsida; Poales; Poaceae
Molecular function (GO): phenylpyruvate tautomerase activity
Source: RefSeq, a predicted model, not a curated record
UACACAGCAUGAACAGGAAAGCUAUGGGCCUAUCGUAUCUGGAGGCCCAAUAAGCUCCAAGGAUAGAGCCGGAGUGGGAGGCAGGGCAGCAGAGGCGCAGCCGAGCAGAAAGAACAUCAGGAAGGAGAGGCUGAGGCCUGAGGGAGACGACGACGAGGGAAUCAAGGGAUUCGGAAUCGGAAUCGGAGAAGGAAAGAUGCCUUGCCUCAACGUGUCCACCAACGUGAACCUCGACGGAGUGGACACCUCCGCCGUCCUCGCCGACGCAUCCAAGACCGUCGCCACCAUCAUCGGCAAGCCCGAGGCCUAUGUGAUGGUUGUUCUCAAGGGUUCAGUGCCUAUGGCAUUUGGAGGUACCCAGGAGCCUGCCGCUUAUGGCGAGCUGGUUUCCAUUGGUGGGCUGAACCCUGAUGUCAACAAGAAGUUGAGUGCUGGCAUUGCCUCUAUCCUGGAGUCAAAGCUAUCCAUUCCCAAGGGCCGCUUCUACCUCAAGUUCUACGAUUCCAAGGCCCAUCGUGCACAAGAACAUGCUCAAUGUUUGCAUGCUUUGCAUCAAGAAUAGAUCAGUCGCUCGGACUUUGGAUGGAACGGCACCACCUUUUAGGUUAAACUGUAUGCCUGUGGCUUCAAGAUGCAUGAAACCUAAGAAUUCCUAAUAUCUUGUUCAUUGCCUAUUGGAGGACAAUGCAGUCGAUGUAUCAGUUUAAUGUCAACAAGAGUCACCGUGGAACUGGAAAUAUGCUUCUGAAUGCGGGGCUUUUAACUAUUUGCCAUGUUUAGAUUUGGCAAAUAACUAUUUGCCACCCCUAUCUCAAUGACAUGUGGGUCCACAUGUGUCUAUGACGUGUGGGUUCAGCGGCAAAAAGUUAAUUGCCACAUCUAAAUGUGGCAAAUGGUUAAAUAUCGGUCUGAAUGCAAUUUGGCAUGCUUGAGUUGAGAGCUCUGUGUGUGUGUUUUGUCUAUUAAGGUUUGUCCCUGUAUUAAUGGGUGUGGGGGGCAGGCCUAAAUUCAGUGUUUUAGCACACAGAAUCAACCAAGGAAGCCUUUGCUGCGAGGUCAUUUCUUCCCUUGACCACAGCAGUACUAUAUUUGAUGGCUAGAAGUAGGAACCACAAGUUAAUUAGGGCUUUGCAUUUGGUGGUUGUUGGUGCUAAAGUGGUUUGGUACUUGCAUAUCAAAGGGUCUUUGUCUGUUUGGUUUGGUUCUUAAGCAUGAAACUUUGCUGGUGUCUA